CUGUCAGAAGACAGCAUCUGUCAAAGCCCACAUUUAAACUGCUGCCUGCCUGUGCAGCAGCUGAAGAACUAUGGAAUAGAUUUUAUAAACCAAAACCCUUAGAUAAAAUUCUCAAAACCUUUUCAGUUACUGCCUAGCAACAAAGGAGGAAGGACGGAUGGACGGAAGAGAUAAAUCCCAUUAUUGAAUGCAACUGAACCACUACACUCUAGCACUUGCUGCUUAACAUUAUCGCUAGAAAUAUGGAUACUGAGAAGAGAAUACAGCACUGCAUUGUCCGACAAGGGAAAUGCCAGAUGUAAAAGCUUCAAUGCAUCAAUUGUCAGGAGCAGACAACCCUCCUCGGAACACAAGCAAGAGCUACUGUUCUUUUGUUUGAAAGAUGAACAAAAGACCCCAAGAAAUGGACACUUAUAAGCAAAGAAGGUAACACAGCAACGAGCAGACAGAUGGACAAACUGGAUACCGUGAAAAGCAAUCGCAGGAAGCAGACGUUUGGGGGAUGUGCGCAUGUUCGAUAGCAUCUUUUUUGCUGAAGUGAUGCGUGCCAAAACUAUUUUCAGUGGCAAUAAUCCUCUCAACAUAAAUGUCCUAACCAAGGAAGCAGAGUGACCCUUUUGCAGAGAAUUACUCAACGUGAAUACAACAGAAGAUGAAAACCAAAAAAUAGCAGUGGAUUCAGAAAGAAAGGAAAAAGCAUUUUGUUGAACCAUUAUCUCACAUCUCAUUGUUGGAUACGUACAACAUGCUUCAGUGGAGAAGACGACACUGCUGUUUUGCAAAAAUGACGUGGAAUACCAAAAGGUCUCUGUUUCGCACCCAUCUUAUUGGUCUGCUUUCUCUCGUGUUUCUUUUUGCUAUGUUUCUGUUCUUUAAUCAUCAUGACUGGCUGCCAGGCAAGGCUGGAUUCAAAGAAAAUCCUGUGGCUUACACUAUUCGAGGAUUUAGGUCUACAAAAAGCGAGACAAACCACAGUUCUCUGAGGAACAUUUGGAAGGAUACAGUCCCUCAGACUCUGAGGCCUCAGACAGUCACUAAUUCCAACAACACUGACCUGUCACCACAAGGAGUAACUGGUUUAGAGAAUACACUUAGUGCCAAUGGAAGUAUUUACAAUGAGAAAGGUACUGGACAUCCAACUUCAUAUCAUUUUAAGUAUAUAAUAAAUGAGCCCAAAAAAUGCCAGGAGAAGAGUCCUUUUCUAAUACUACUCAUAGCUGCAGAACCAGGCCAAGUGGAAGCUAGACAAGCUAUUCGGCAAACGUGGGGAAAUGAAAGCUUGGCACCGGGUAUCCAAAUUGUUCGAAUUUUUUUGCUGGGCUUAAGCAUUAAACUAAACGGAUACCUCCAACAUGCCAUACUGGAGGAAAGCAGACAAUACCAUGACGUUAUUCAACAAGAAUAUUUAGACACUUAUUAUAACUUAACCAUUAAAACUCUUAUGGGGAUGAACUGGGUUGCCACCUACUGUCCAAAUGUUCCCUAUGUUAUGAAAACGGACAGUGAUAUGUUUGUCAAUACUGAAUAUUUAAUACAUAAGCUUCUGAAGCCAGAACUGCCUCCAAGGCACAAGUAUUUUACAGGUUACCUAAUGAGAGGGUAUGCACCUAAUAGGAACAAGGAUAGCAAGUGGUAUAUGCCACCUGAUCUGUAUCCAAGUGAGCGUUACCCUGUAUUCUGCUCAGGAACUGGUUAUGUUUUUUCUGGAGAUUUGGCAGAAAAGGUAUUUAAAGUCUCUUUGAGCAUCAGACGCUUGCACUUAGAGGAUGUAUAUGUGGGCAUCUGUCUUGCCAAGUUGCGAAUUGACCCUAUGCCCCCACCCAAUGAGUUCGUCUUCAAUCACUGGCGAGUUUCUUAUUCCAGCUGUAAAUAUAGCCACCUAAUUACCUCCCAUCAGUUCCAGCCUAGUGAACUGAUCAAAUACUGGAAUCACUUACAACAAAAUAAGCACAAUGCCUGUGCCAAUGCAGCAAAAGAAAAAGCUGGCAGGUAUCGCCAUCGUAAACUGCAUUAAAAAAGACAAUACUCCCUCUAUAAAAACUAUCCCAUGUGCAAUUUGUACAUAUUGCUGAAAGCAUGUACAGUGAAAACAGAUGAGCUUAAUGGGACAGUCUUUAGUUAAGCCCUCAUCACAUAAUGGAGUUUGAAAAUUAUUUUUUUAAUUUUAGAAGAGUAUAAUUCUUGAAGAUAGUAAUAUUAUGAAACUAUAACCAAAAGGGUUUCCAAACAAAUUUGAGGAAAAAGAUGGUAUAUAAGGAUUUUUCUGUGUUAAUGUGCAAUAAUAAGCAUGAACACUUUGGUGGUACGAUUGCUAUUUUAUGUGCCAAUAAAAUAUAAUUGAGCAUA
Molecule: messenger RNA, 2346 nt
Organism: Caretta caretta (loggerhead turtle)
Lineage: Eukaryota; Metazoa; Chordata; Testudines; Cheloniidae
Gene: B3GALT2
Product: beta-1,3-galactosyltransferase 2
Biological process (GO): protein O-linked glycosylation
Cellular component (GO): Golgi membrane
Molecular function (GO): N-acetyl-beta-D-glucosaminide beta-(1,3)-galactosyltransferase activity
Source: RefSeq, a predicted model, not a curated record